Molecule: messenger RNA, 492 nt
Organism: Guillardia theta CCMP2712
Lineage: Eukaryota; Cryptophyceae; Pyrenomonadales; Geminigeraceae
Exons: 4
Coding region: 1-492 (163 amino acids)
Source: RefSeq, a predicted model, not a curated record
AUGAAGAGCCUGUCCACGUGCGUGGAUCACAUCAAGAAUCCAGGGUUCCGCAACUACACGCUCCUCGCUCUGACCGGUUUCAUGCCCACUCCCUUCGGUUUGAGAGAAAAUGAUUUCUACGGGGACAGCGAGCGACACUGCCACGACUCCAACCACCUCGACCUCAACCUCGACGGCCAGAAGGAGGCUGACAACUUGAAGAUUUACUUCGACGAGCGGCUGUCGAGGCAGCAAGCAAUGAACAUGCUGACGAGCUCAGAGGAUGGAAAGUUCAUCGACUUUGAGACCAAUGAAGUCUCUGUAGAGUUGAUAGCAUACAACGCGGUCAGGAACAUCUUGUCCUACUGCAAGGUGACUUUCAGUUGGGACGUAGGGGGAAAGAUCCCUUGGAACAUAGGGAUGGAGGUGACGGAUAAACUUCAUCACCGACGAAAGUUUUCAGUUGUCGCCUACGCCAAGAACAUGAUAGAUGUCUACCUACUGUUCAACUAG